AUGUUCGCUAGACCUGCAUUUUCAGGGCCGCUAGCAAGAGGCCGGCUAUUCUCUAGCAGCAGCAACCUACAUGCCGACUUCACACAUGCAGUUAUCGGAGCUGGAGUUGUAGGGCUUGCAGUUGCUCGUCAAUUAGCAGCUCGAGAAGGAACAUCAACUAUUCUACUAGAGAGACACUCAGCAGUAGGAACAGAGACUAGCAGUCGAAACUCUGAGGUUAUCCACGCCGGUCUAUACUAUGGUGUUGGAUCAUUAAAAACAAAACUAUGCAUUGAAGGGAAAGAAAUGCUUUAUGAGCUCUGUCAGAAGCAAAAUAUCCCACACUGCAACACUAAGAAGUGGAUUGUUGCCCAGGACGAGGAACAAUGGAAAGAAUGCCUAAAGGUUUUCCUCCAUGCUAAGGAAAUAGGUGUACCAAUUCGCUUUGUCUCUGUAGAAGAGGCAAAAAGGAGAGAGCCAGAUGUACGAGCAGAAGCUGGAAUCCUAGAAAGCCCCACGACUGGAAUAGUGGAUGUUCACUCCCUCAUGUCCUAUUUACACGGCAACUAUGAGGAAAGAGGCGGAGACUGCGUGCUGUUGACAGAGGUUCAUAAGAUCGAACCUCUAAAAAACGGACGUGGCUAUGAGGUUUUUACCAAAUCCGGAGAGAGAAAGGAUGAAGAGUCAUCUUUUACAGCGGAAACGCUUAUUAACUGUGCUGGUCACUUUGCUUGUGGAAUAAACAACAUGGUUUUACCCCCCGAAAGACAUCGAACACCACACUUCGCUAAAGGGACGUAUUUCUCAUACGCAGCUUCGUCACCAAAACCUUCGACGUUGCUAUACCCAGCACCUCGGCCCAGUUAUGGCGGGCUAGGUACACAUCUGACCCUCGACAUGGCAGGUCGGGUAAAGUUCGGUCCAGACGUCGAAUGGGUGGACAGUGCAGACAAUUUGAACCCAAGCCCAAAACGGCUAAAGCAGGCUAUUAAGGAAAUUCAAGCAUACUUACCUAGUGUUAAUCCCGAUGCGAUCGGCCUUGAUUACUGCGGUAUCAGACCGAAGUUAGUUAGGGGAGGGUCCGUCUCUUCUGGCAAGGAUUUCCAAGACUUUGUGAUUCAAGAAGAGGAGGGCUUUCCGGGUUUCAUAAACUUACUUGGGAUUGAGAGCCCCGGGUUGACUAGUUCUUUGGCUAUUGCAAAAAUGGUAGAGAAUCUUUUAUAUAGAUAA
This is a messenger RNA of Nannizzia gypsea CBS 118893, 1209 nucleotides long. Its product is annotated as NAD dehydrogenase. NCBI's taxonomy places the organism in Eukaryota, Fungi, Ascomycota, Eurotiomycetes, Onygenales, Arthrodermataceae. The record is from RefSeq and is a predicted model, not a curated record. Bases 1 to 1209 code for a protein of 402 amino acids. The transcript is spliced from 3 exons. Gene Ontology annotation, molecular function: (S)-2-hydroxyglutarate dehydrogenase activity; (S)-2-hydroxy-acid oxidase activity. Gene Ontology annotation, cellular component: mitochondrion.